CAUUUAAACUCUACUGUAUGUAGUUUGCUUGCAUUUCGUAUGAACUCAACAUCACUUAAGUCGUUUCGUUUAUCUGAUAAAAGGCGAGUGCAGUGAUCAUGGCUUGAUGAAUUCUGCCCCCUCUCUCCAUUUUGCAUCAAUUUUUUCAUUUCACUAGUAUUGAAACAUCAUUGAUUUUUCUUCGUUUUGUGGCACGAGAUAGAUCAAAUUAGGUGAGAGCUCCAUCUCAAUCCAAUGGAAGGCGAGAUCCACGAGAAACAGGAGAGUCUGAAGAAGAAGAUAUGGGAUGAGAACAAGAAAAUGUGGAUUGUUUCUGGCCCAGCCAUCUUGAGCCGAGUCUCGACAUUUGGUGUUCAUGUCGUCAGCCAAGCGUUCAUAGGCCAUUUCAGCUCCUCAGAGCUCGCUGCCUAUGCCCUCGUCUUCACUAUCCUCUUCAGAUUCUACCUUGGCACACUGAUGGGCGUAAAUGGUGGGCUGGGAACGCUCUGUGGCCAAGCAUACGGCGCCAAGCAGUAUCACAAACUAGGCACAUAUCUGCAGCAGCAGUGGCUUAUUCUGCUCGUGAUCACAGCUCUCUUAUCGCCUCUGUUUGUCUUCGCUGCUCCUAUUUUGAAAGCUUUAGGCCAGGAUGAACAUAUCGCUGAAGGGGCCCGGACCCUCGCCCUCUGGUUCAUCCCCGUGAUUUUUCUCUAUGCCAUUUGCUAUAGCUGCAACACGUAUCUGCAGGCACAGAGCAAGAACUUCAUUCUCUCGUGUUUUGCAGUUCUUUCCUUCUUGCAGCACAUCCUCGUCUCGUGGCUUCUAGCUGUGAAGUUCGAGUUUGGUGUUGGUGGUGUCAUGGUGUCUACUGUGCUGGCCUAUUUGGUCCCGAAUGUAGGCCAGCUCGCGUACAUCAUGUGUGGAGGGUGCCGGGAGACGUGGAGAGGCUUCACAACCGCGUGUUUUGAGGAUCUCGGGCUCAUCAUCAAGCUCUCUUUCUCCUCUGGAGUGAUGAUCUGCCUUGAAUUCUGUUACACUACUGUGCUGAUUCUCUUAACUGGCAACAUGGGAGAUGCUGAAGUCACAGUUGAUGCUCUUUCUAUCUGCCUAAACAUCAGUGGGUGGGCUCUUAUGAUCUCCUUCGGUUUCUUGGCUUCAGCAAGCGUUCGCGUCUCUAACGAGCUUGGCCGGAGGGACGCGAAAGCUGCAAAGCUCGCGAUUGUGGUGUCCGUGCUGACAUCUUUCGUCAUUGGAUUGGUGUUGUUUACGUUGUUUCUCGUGUUCAAGGAGAGCGCGGCUUACAUGUUCACGAAGAGCCCGGCUGUGGCCAAGGCCGUUGCUCGCCUCUCGCCUCUCCUUGCCGUCACCAUUCUCCUCGGUGGACUCCAACCAGCCCUUUCCGGCGUUGCGAGCGGGGCCGGACGACAAGGCGUGGUGGCUUAUGUGAAUCUUGGCUCGUAUUACUUGAUUGGAGUUCCUUUAGGAGUUGUUCUUGGUCAUGUCUUCGAUUUGCAAGUUAAAGGUGUUUGGAUCGGGAUGAUAAUAGGAAUCGUGUUCCAAACUUGUGUGCUGAUUAUCAUGACUUGCACGACUAACUGGGAUGAACAGGUAGCUCUUGCUCAGAUACGAAUCAACAAGCGGAGCUCUACGACAGACCAAACAAAUGAUGACGUCACGACUUAAUCCGCGUAUUAUACAACCAAAGCCUCCAAUUUCACACGAAUUUUCAUUGAAGGGAAAUUUGUUUUAUCACACAAAAAGCAGCUAUAUUGUGAAUAUUUUAAUUUUUGUGGCUAGAAUUUAUCUUUAUGAAAAUUCAAAUGUUCAAUGUAAGGACUAGUGUUCUGUUUUAUUUAUUUAUUUAUUUGUUAUUAUU
Salvia miltiorrhiza (redroot sage) is the source of this 1855-nucleotide messenger RNA. RefSeq names its product protein DETOXIFICATION 21-like. Bases 235 to 1662 code for a protein of 475 amino acids. Gene Ontology annotation, molecular function: antiporter activity; xenobiotic transmembrane transporter activity. NCBI's taxonomy places the organism in Eukaryota, Viridiplantae, Streptophyta, Magnoliopsida, Lamiales, Lamiaceae. Gene Ontology annotation, cellular component: membrane. The record is from RefSeq and is a predicted model, not a curated record. The transcript has 8 exons. Gene Ontology annotation, biological process: xenobiotic detoxification by transmembrane export across the plasma membrane.